Molecule: messenger RNA, 1683 nt
Organism: Microthlaspi erraticum
Lineage: Eukaryota; Viridiplantae; Streptophyta; Magnoliopsida; Brassicales; Brassicaceae
Source: the annotation of a GenBank genome assembly
AUGGGUUCCAUGGAAGAAGAGCAACCCCUCAUCGAAGAAGGUCCAAUACAGGAGUAUGCUGAAGAUGGUUCAACCGACAUCAAUGGGAACCCACCAUUAAAACACAAAACCGGAAACUGGAAAGCUUGUCCAUUCAUCCUAGGCAAUGAAUGUUGCGAGCGGUUGGCUUACUACGGUAUUGCUAUGAAUCUCAUCACAUAUCUCACCGCUGAACUACACCAAGGAAACGUUUCCGCCGCAAGAAAUGUGACAACGUGGCAAGGAACUUGUUGCAUCACUUCUCUGCUCGGAGCCCUCUUAGCCGAUGCUUACUGGGGUAGAUACUGGACCAUUGCUUGUUUCUCCCUCAUUUAUUUCAUCGGAAUGUCUGCUCUGACUCUCUCUGCUUCGGUUCCAUACCUGAAACCCUCUGAUUGCGUCGGAGGCUUUUGUCCAGCACCAACCACGUCACAGUACUUAACCUUCUUCCUCGGGCUUUACCUUAUAGCACUUGGCACCGGUGGAAUCAAACCGUGUGUCUCCUCCUUUGGUGCGGAUCAGUUCGACGAAAACGACUCGAAGGAACGAGUUAGGAAGUCUUCUUUCUUCAACUGGUUCUACUUCUCCAUCAACAUCGGAGCAUUUGGAUCAUUGGGUCUAGUGUUGGUUCAGGAGAAUAUCGGUUGGGGAUUAGGUUUCGGAAUACCAACCGUGUUCAUGGGAUUAGCCAUCAUCAGUUUCUUCUUCGGCACGCCACUCUAUAGGUUUCAGAAACCUAGAGGUAGUCCGGUGACACGUGUCUGCCAAGUUCUUGUCGCUGCGUUUCGUAAGAUGAAUCUCACAGUCCCUCAAGAUCCAACACUCUUGUUUCAAAACGAAACAAAACACAUCAAGCAUUCAGAUGAUUACAAUUGUCUCGACAAAGCAGCGGUUUUAUCAGCUCAAGAAGACGUUUCUGAUCAGUGGAGACUAUGUUGUGUUACGCAGGUGGAAGAAGUGAAGAUUCUGAUUCGAAUGUUCCCGAUUUGGGCUUCGGGGAUAGUCUUCUCGUCACUCUACUCUCAAAUAUCGACGUUGUUUGUGCAGCAAGGAAGAGCCAUGAACUGCGAGAUCGGAUCUUUCAAGAUUCCUCCAGCCACACUCGCUGUUUUCGACUGCAUCAGCGUCCUCAUUUGGGUCCCUCUCUACGACAAACUCAUCGUCCCGCUCGCGAGACGCUUCACGGAAACCGACAAAGGAUUCACCGUGCUUCAACGAAUGGGAAUCGGUCUUUUCGUUUCGGUCCUCGGUAUAGCAUCAGCAGCCGUGGUGGAGAUCGUGCGUCUCGGGAACGCGGGAUCCGGAAACGCGGUUUCUUUGACCGUGUUUUGGCAGGUUCCGCAGUAUUUCAUACUCGGUGCGGCGGAGGUGUUCUACUUCGUGGGACAGCUCGAGUUUUUCUAUGAUCAGUCGCCGGAUUCGAUGAGGAGUCUGUGUAGUGCGUUGGGACAGUUGAACUUUGCGGUUGGGAGCUACCUGAGCUCGGUGAUCGUCACGGUGGUGACGUAUUUCACGACGGUGGACGGUGGGGGUGGGUGGAUUGCGGAUGAUCUCGACGAGGGACAUCUUGAUUACUUCUUCUGGUUAUUGGCCGGUUUAAGUUGUUUGAAUGCGGCGGUUUAUGUCUUCUCUGCCGUUAAUUACAAACAGAAGAACGCUUUGUAA